Molecule: messenger RNA, 1212 nt
Organism: Bicyclus anynana (squinting bush brown)
Lineage: Eukaryota; Metazoa; Arthropoda; Insecta; Lepidoptera; Nymphalidae
Product: retinol dehydrogenase 14-like
Exons: 1
Coding region: 228-1202 (324 amino acids)
Source: RefSeq, a predicted model, not a curated record
ACGAGUAGUUGACGUAGCGAAUAGCAGUUAUAAUCAAAAAAUAAGUUAGUUAUUAGUAAUAUAUGUUGUACUAUUAAUAAUACUUUAAUCCUAGUUAAAAAAAAAUCAUACACACACUCAUAAAUUUAACUAAUUCCAGUUUUGCUUUACGCAAUAUACCAUUGGCUAUUCAAUUAAUUUAUAACUUCAAAACUUGUUUCUUACCGCGCCGGUGGUUUUACAAAAUUAUGAUGUUUAUAAUUUUAGGUGUUGUAGUGAUUUUAAUAGUUUUAUUCGUGUCUCAGAAAAAGCAAGUGGUAAUAUGCAAUUCAACAAAGAAACUUCGUGGAAAAACUGUGAUUGUAACUGACGGGUCGAGUGGACUUGGAUUCGAAAUUGCAAAGGACUUAGCUCAAAGAGACGCCAAAGUUAUAAUAGCCUGUCAAUAUGAAAUAGAUGGCUAUACAGCUCUAGCAAGGAUUGCUAAAGCGACUGGUAACCAUAACGUUUAUUACAGACAAUUAAACAUAGCAUCUUUAAGAUCUGUGCGAGAUUUUGUGAAACUAAUUCAGGAAAAAGAAACUAGAUUGGACAUUCUCGUAAAUAGCUCUGGCAUUCGAGUUCCUGAGGAUGUUUUAACUGACGAUGGACUGCAUUAUAUAAUGCAAGUGAACUAUUAUGGCCAUUUCCUUUUAACACUCCUACUUUUACCGUUAUUGAAGAAUACUGCUACUGAAACGGAACCUACUAGAAUAAUAAGCAUAACGUCGAAUCUACGUAAAUACGCUUCAUUAGACGUUAAUAGUUACAAUAAGAUUGGAUUUUGGACAAAAUCAAGAAUUUAUCUUAAUAGUAAAUUAAGUUUGGUUUUGUUCUCACAAGAAUUGUCAAAAAGACUUGCAGAAACUAAUGUGGUGGUAAACUGUGCUGAUCCAGGAAUAGUGGAAACUGAUAUUUAUUACAGUAUCAACAAAUAUAUUGCUUAUAUUUUAAACUUUUUCAUUUACGCGUUCUUUACAACACCAUGGCAAGGAGCUCAGACUGCUAUCCAUAUGGCAGUAGAGGAUAAUACUGGUCUGGUCAGUGGAAAAGUUUUUGAAAACUGUGAAAUAAGUGAUAGUAAAAUGAAUGGUGAUUUAGAAUUUACAGCGGAGAAAUUGUGGGAACAAUCGGUCAAGCUUGUUAAACUGGAAGCGCACGAAAUACCCACAAUUAAAAAUUAAAAUAAUUGUU